Messenger RNA from Ixodes scapularis (black-legged tick), 2253 nucleotides. Its product is annotated as centrosomal protein of 83 kDa-like. The coding region runs from base 1 to 2253 and encodes 750 amino acids. The transcript is spliced from 2 exons. The record is from RefSeq and is a predicted model, not a curated record. Lineage: Eukaryota; Metazoa; Arthropoda; Arachnida; Ixodida; Ixodidae.
AUGUGCCAAAAGCCAGAACAAACCAUUGACGAAUUUGUAACUGAGCUAAAACUGCAGGCUCAGAAAUGCGACUACGGAGCUCAAGAAAACAGGCUCAUUGGUGAUCGUAUCAUCAUUGGGAUACGAGACGUGGCUUUGCGCGAACGGUUGCUUCGUGAACCGAGUCUUACCCUAGACAAAAUCAUUUCAACCUGUAAAGCAGCUGAAAUCUCAAAAAAACACAUGAAUGAUAUUCAGAAAACUGAAGACGAAGUUAGAGUUGAUGGACUCUAUCGUCAGCCAUCUAGCUUCAGAGCAGCGCAACGAAGUUACCGACUAUCCGGACCACAAAAAGACCAAUCCAGCAACCGACAGCAAAUUUCAUGUUCGAGAUGUGGUACUUACCAUCAACCCCGAAACUGCCCAGCUUACGGAAAGCACUGCCUUUCGUGUGGAAAUUAUGGACAUUUUUUCCGAAUGUGCAGCCAGACACAGCAGAAAACCUACGGAUAUCGACGUGUUUCUGCAGUAGAAGAAACUUCCAACUCAUCCCUGAACAAUGACCGCAAUGAAACGAUCCAUUUGGGAGGCAUAACAAUUGGGCCUCUUCCAUCAACCAAAGCAACCAAGUUUGCGCAAACUGGGACAGAGCUGGAGAGGCGGUCAAAGAAAAAAAAGGGCAUGCUGGCAUCUCGCCCCGAAGAGGGACAAGGCCUGAUUUCAGAGUUGGUGUUGGCAACGGCAGAAAUGCAGCGAAUGUCUUUGGAGCACGACAGAAAUAUCGAAGCGAGCUUUGGCCGUGAGCAGGCCCUUCAACGCGAGUGCAAGGCAGCUUCGGCUCUCCUGGGGAAGAUGCAAGCGCAGCAAGCAGAAUUUUCUCAUGCCAAGUAUCAGGAGUCUGAAGCAUUGAAAGCCCAGUUAGUUUCUCUAAGUGGGGAUUUGUCAAAGCAGCUGGAGCUUGUAGAUGCCAAGGUGGAGGAAGCGAACACCCUGAAGGAGAAGUUUGAAGCAUCUCAGCUUGAGCUCGAACGGUUUUCUGCCGAGUACUGCAUCUUGCAGGAUGUCCUUCUUCAAGACUGUGGCGAGGACCUGCCGCUAGUUCAGAAUGAUUCCGAACAACGAGAGUUCAGUGCCUUUCAGUACCUCAAGAAGCUGCUAGACAUCGCAAAACGCAAGAGAGAGGCCCUGGAAAACCAGCUUGCUAAAAAAGAGGAGCAGUUCAAUAUACUUCAGCAAAACUAUCAGUACUUAAAGGACCGGUACCAGUGGCCGUUAGAAGAUCUCGGGGCAUUCGUCCGGAGCAUCAUCGAAGCAUUUGUCCGGAGCAUCAUCGAGCGCACCAACCAGUCGUCAGAAGCUGCAGUGUCUCUUGAAGCAAGUCAGCUGGAAGACUUGAACCGUAUGCUGGCAGUGCUUCAGGAACGGGUCACAUCCUUGACAGUUAGGAACGAGCUCCUCGCUCAAGAAACGGAAGCAGACGGAAGCUCCUUUACCGAGAAGGCAGAAACAGAGUGCGAGAGGUUAGACGAGAAAGUCAGCAGCCUCCUAAAACGCAACGGAAAGCUAGAAAGCGAAGCCGACAUUUUGUGGUCAGAACUUUCCUGCCUGGAGGAGCAAGCUGAGAUGCUCAUCAGCGACAACAAACAUUUUCAACAGCUAGCUGAGAACUUAAAACAGGCACGACAAUGCCUCGAGGAGGAGUUGAAGACUCAGCGCGAGCAGCACGUCAAGGCCACCAAGGAGAUGGAGAAAGAGCACUGCACUGCGCUGGACGAAGCGGCCAAGUGUGAGGCAGCACUAUCAGCGCUGAAGACAGACCACUCCCAGCUGUCGGAUAACUAUAACCACAUUGUAUACAGACACAGGAACCUGCAGGAAGAGUUUCACGCGGCAGCCCAAGUGAAACGCAGUUGGGAGGACAGGUGCGCUCAGCUCACAAAAGAGUGGGCAACAGCCAGACGAGAUAUCGCAGUCUUCGCGGAGCAGCAGGGCGCCGUGGGACAAAAGACCAUGCAGGAGCUGCAAGAGCUGUGGCAAGCAAAUCAGCAGUUGCAAGAACGCUUUCGCCUGCUCAAAGACAAGCAUCUCAAUGCUGAAGAACGGUUGGUACAGGCGCCAAACCAAAAAGUGGAGGCCUCGAUGGAACAUGUCACCGAGGGCACAGGGGGUACAGCGAGAACUUUGGAGGCACCAGCAAGCCGAGUCGAAAUAGAGGAACUCUUCCGGUGGUACGAGUCCCUUUUGAAACAGUCUCGUGCCGAGGAGAACAAGUGA